AAAUACACGCUUACUUACGAGGGGGGCAAUUGGAAACCGGUGCGUCGGUUGCUCGCCAUUCUUUCCGGCUAAAAUGCAGUGACCUUCGGCGGCGGCGCAUAGGCUUCUCUUGGCCAAUGUUUAGUGAAAGUGAAGCCAGGGAGGUCCGCUGCACUUGCAGCUUUUGGGAGACUCGCGAAGCUGGCGAUUUUUCAGUCGGCUCGCGACGAAGAGUCCACUCCUGCACGCGUGAUUUAUCGUUGCGCGCCGCGCGCGGGAUUUGGAAAGCGCAACGACGGACUCUUCCACGUAGCCGACGUUGUCUAGUCGAAGCGGCGAUUUGUGCUGAUGCUGGUCGCGUAGUUCGGCUUGGGAAUUGGCUUGUUUCCGUGUGUCUCUUGCGCUAUUGUUUGGAGAGAGUUUUGUUUUUGGAGCAGUUUCACAAUGCUGCUACUGUUUGUGGGGUGUGUGGUGCUCUUCGCGGUGAAGCUGAUACUCGAUUGGAGGAGAAAGAGGUUGAAGAAUUAUCCUCCAGGACCACGAGGUCUGCCCUUGAUCGGCAAUCUGUUGCAAGUAAGUCGUUUGAUCCGAGAGACGCGUUUCCACUGGGGUGUCUGGCGUGAACUAGCCGCUCGCUACGGUCCCGUAGUUCAGGUUCGUUUGGGCCUGGCUAACCCGCUGCUCAUCGUGUCCGGUCGCGAUGCGGUUCUCGAUUUCCUGGGCAGACGCGACUUUGACGCCAGACCAGACACCUUCGAGAUCAGACAUCGUAGUUUCGGCAAAAAGCGGGGCAUCGUACUUAACGAUGGACCAGACUGGACUGAGCAGAAAAGAUUCUUACUCAAGGUUCUCAAGGACUUUGGAUUUGGCAAGCAAAGCAUGGAGGAUUUAGUGCUGGAAGAUGCAAGUAUGUUAUGCAACAUACUGAUGGAUAAAAUGCUCGACACCACCAUCGAUGUUCAUGAUUUCAGCGAGGUGACCGCUAUUGCCGUCAUCAGCAGUUUGUGGAAUUUAAUUGCUGGUAGAAGGUGCGACCCGACAGAGAAAGAAUCCGAAAUGGUAGAGAUCUUGCGAAUUCUCAAAGAAUCAUUUCGCAAUGGAAGCGCAACAGGUUCGCUGUGGCAGCAUAUUCCCUUCUUACGUUUCAUCAUGCCGAAGUACUCGGGAUUCGCCGACCAACAGCAAAGAGUAUCGGCGAUGUCUAAUUAUUUUUUGGAUGAAGUUGCUAGGCACAAACAGAAUAAAAAACAAGGAGAGUCUAAUGAUUUGAUCGACAAGUAUCUUGAUGAAAUCGCAUCUCGCAAUAACAAUGAGUCUUCAUUUGACGAGCUCCAAUUAGUUGUUCUUCUGAAAGACUUGUUUUCUGCUGGAAUCGAGACAACUUCAAACACAAUUGGUUUUGCUAUAUCGUAUUUAGCAAAAUAUCCGGAUACCCAGACGAAAAUUCAGGACGAAUUGGACCACAUCAUUGGGAGUAUUGGAGUUCCAAAAUUAGUUUACAAAAAUUCACUGCCGCACUUAAACGCAACAAUCGCCGAAGUUUUGAGGUUAGCGAACGUCGCACCGACAACAAUAGCUCAUCGCGCGGUUGUCGAUUGUUCGCUAUUGGGUUACGACGUCGAGAAAAAUUGGUCGGUAAUUGGCAAUCUGCGCAGCGUUCACAUGGAUCCGGAUCACUGGGUUGACUCCGAGGCUUUUCGGCCUGAACGUUUCAUCGACACUCGUGGGAAAUACGUGGAGGAUCCCUGGCUCAUGCCCUUCGGAUCGGGACGCAGGAAGUGCAUCGGUGAAAACUUGGCGAGGAUCAGUCUGUUUCUCUUCUUGGCAAGCCUGCUGCAAAAAUUCCGAUUCGGCCUGGCGCCUGGCGAGACAGCGCCCUGUUUGCUUGGAGUAAACGGGUUCACUGUCUCGCCACCACACAUCAACAUUGUCAUAACGUCACGCUGUCACGACAAGAAGUAAAUUAAACGGGACUAAUGGCUUUAGGUGUACUGCGCCGCUUGAUUUAUAACAAGUGCGAUGGCAAAUUUCAACGAAGAUGCAAGCGUAUAAAUAUUUCGUCGUUGGCUUAUUUUUUAAGGAGAAUUCUUCUUUCAUUAAAAAAAAACGGUAAUUUAUUUUGAAUUCUAGCUUUAAUUCAUAAAAUCACGGUUCUAAUAAUAUCGUCAUUUUUAAAGAAUACUAGGUAACUAUAAGUAUUCUUUCACUCAGAACGACGUCAAAAGGUGCGAAAAAUGACUAAUUAAGUUAUUGAUAAGCGCAUCAUUUUUCAAACAAUAUGAUUCAUUCCUAUAUAUAUUAAGAUUUAUUUUUAGGUAAAAAACGAAGACACAGAAUAAUACUCAUAGUUAUAGUUAGAAUAGUAUUGAUUAGAUUAUAUACACAUUAUUAUGUAUUUCUUUUUUCGUUAAUUAAUCAAAAAAUUUGUGCGUGAAUAAAGUACUUAUCAUUCGCUACAGAA
Nasonia vitripennis (jewel wasp) is the source of this 2440-nucleotide messenger RNA. Its product is annotated as methyl farnesoate epoxidase. The record is from RefSeq and is a predicted model, not a curated record. Gene Ontology annotation, cellular component: intracellular membrane-bounded organelle; cytoplasm. NCBI's taxonomy places the organism in Eukaryota, Metazoa, Arthropoda, Insecta, Hymenoptera, Pteromalidae. Gene Ontology annotation, biological process: xenobiotic metabolic process. The transcript has 8 exons. Gene Ontology annotation, molecular function: iron ion binding; oxidoreductase activity, acting on paired donors, with incorporation or reduction of molecular oxygen, reduced flavin or flavoprotein as one donor, and incorporation of one atom of oxygen; heme binding. Bases 424 to 1941 code for a protein of 505 amino acids.